Messenger RNA from Williopsis jadinii, 1227 nucleotides. It is a transcript of the gene THR1, whose product is annotated as homoserine kinase. NCBI's taxonomy places the organism in Eukaryota, Fungi, Ascomycota, Saccharomycetes, Phaffomycetales, Wickerhamomycetaceae. The coding region runs from base 66 to 1145 and encodes 359 amino acids. The record is from RefSeq and is a predicted model, not a curated record. Gene Ontology annotation, molecular function: homoserine kinase activity; ATP binding. Gene Ontology annotation, biological process: L-threonine metabolic process. The transcript has a single exon.
CCCUCCACACAUACAGACAAACACCGAGUUGUGUAACCAAGGUAUUUGAGACUAACUUCGAUACGAUGACUCGUCACUUCGUCAUUAAGGUGCCGGCAUCGUCUGCUAAUAUCGGGCCAGGUUUCGACGUUUUAGGUAUAGGUCUAUCUCUUUUCCUCGAGCUGGACGUCACGAUCGACCCAAAGUUCGCCAGCGAGACAAACAACGAUCCUCAUAACUGUGUGAUCACGUACUCGGAGGACUCGGAGGGAUUUGAGCAUGUUCCAUUGAAAGCUGAUGAGAAUCUGAUCACGAGAACUGCUCUGUACGUGUUGCGUUGUAACGACAUUAGAGAAUUCCCAAUAGGUACAAAGAUCCAUAUUAAGAACCCAAUCCCAUUGGGAAGAGGUUUAGGAUCCUCAGGUGCAGCUGUUGUCGGUGGUGCGAUGCUUGGUAACGAGAUUGGUAAGCUUGGGUUCUCCAAGGAGAGAAUCCUGGACUACUGUCUCAUGAUUGAACGUCAUCCAGAUAACAUCACCGCUGCGAUGAUGGGAGGAUUUGUGGGCUCAUACCUGCGUGACUUGAGCGCUGCUGAUAUGGAGAGAAAGGAGAUCCCACUGUCAGAAGUGCUACCAGAACCUGCUGGUGGCCACAACACCGGGUUGGCUCCGCCAAUCCCUCCACAUGACAUUGGCCGUCACAUCAAGUACGACUGGUGUAAACAGGUCAAGUGUGUCGCAAUCAUCCCAGAUUUCGAGGUCUCAACGGCCUCCUCCCGUGGUGUCCUACCAACUGCAUACACUGCAAAGGACAUGAUCUUCAACUUGCAAAGACUAGCGGUGCUGACUACUGCCUUGACAAGAUCACCACCAGAUCCGGAACUCAUUUACCCGGCAAUGCAAGACAGGGUGCACCAGCCUUACAGAAAGACCUUGAUCCCUGGACUUACAGAGAUCUUGUCCUCUGUUACACCAAAGACCCACCCUGGAUUGCUGGGUAUCUGUCUCUCAGGAGCAGGCCCAACCAUCCUGGCUUUGGCUACUGAGAACUUUGAAGAGAUUGCCAACGAGAUCAUCAACAGAUUCGCAAAGGAGAAGAUCACGUGUCGCUGGAAACUGUUAGAGCCUGCUUAUGAAGGUGCCACCGUUGAAGAGCUCGAUAACUAGAUACUGUGUACGUAUAUAACUGAAGAAAAAGAGUUAGACUAGUAAUAGUGACCAGCAAUAGUGACACAUAACUUACGAUUAC